GGUAAGGUCAGUUUUGUACCUUAUCAGCAAUUUGGUGUAUUUCAUUUAAAUACAACUCGCUGGCGUCUCACAAGUUGUCAGUUGAUGUAAAACUUAGAAACAAACAUAAACAGAUUGAAAAUGUGUUCAAUUGUGGUAAUAUCCAUCUUCCUUGUCUUAAUUGUGUCGAUAAAUGGAAUACCCAUUUCAGGGAACAAUCAACUAUUAAAUGUAAGAAAUAACACAGCCACUGUUCACGUAUCAAACGGCUCAAAUGGUGUACUAACACAAGGAAAUGGUGAUUUUUUCUCGCAACUCCUUUCCUUUUUGUUUGGAUCUGAUAUGUCGGAUGGCUUGGAUAUUGGGCUAGAUUAUGGGACAAGAGAUGAUUAUAAUUGGGAUACGAGUAGUCAAAGUGAAAAGGGUAGAAAUGAUUAUAACUCCAAUUCAGGUUCAUCUGGAAACUCUGGUUCGAACAGCAAUUUCGGCUCAAAUGGAAACUCUGGUUUUAAUGGAAACUCCGGAUCAAAUGGAAAUUCUGGUUCAAGUGGAAACUCUGGCUAUAUGACACAACAGGAAUGGGCUCAAUACAUGCAAUUGAUCCAAGCAUUAUCUCAGGAAGGUGGAGAUGGUGGUGGUGGUGGUGGUGGCUUUGGUGAUGCUGGGCAAUUAAUCAACACUGCAAUGGGUAUGUUGGGAGGAUUUUGAUUGAUCCUAAUGAAGAUCUCGAGUUAAACUGCCACAUGAAACAGAAACUUCAAAAUGAUUUUUUAUUAAUGUUCUUUUUUUUGUACACAAUCUAUUCAAUAUCAAUAAAUGGAAUGAUAUAUUUCUUUUACAAUUGAUUGUCUUUUUGAUUUUUAUAUGAAUGAAGAUCACCAGUGUUUGGUGUCUUGCUUUAGGCUGUUUUUUUAUUAGCAUCCAAUAAUAUAUAAUUAUUCAAUACAAUUCUUGAAUCCGUUGGAACAGUAUUUUUAAGAUUAUCAUUAUUGAUUUAUUGCUCAUUAUCAUAAUACAUGUACAUUAAUCAUCUCAAAUGUUUUCCCUCUUAGGCCAGAGAUAGACAAUUGUUUGUUUCAAAAAGUUGAACUGAAUACGUGAAACAGGUGAAGUUGAGCAAGAUAAAUUAAACUAAAUUAUUAUCAAGUUUUCACGGCAAGUCACAUUUACUUGUUACAUGUUAAAAUGAAGAGGUUUCUAAUGCUCAUAAAGACCUCACUUCAGAUGAUCUAAAUUCAUCUAACUGCUGAAAAUGGUCAAGUUUUAUCAAAUUGUAGCUUUAUACAUUUUUAUUAUGUUUUCCAGUCUAUAAUUUAUGAAUAUCAUGCCAUUUCGAUUCAUGUUAUUGGUAUUCCUUUGCAAGUUUUUUUAUGAAUAUUUAUACUCUUUCCAAGUUUGGUUACAGUGAAAUAAAUAUAAUUUUACUACAAAAAUAACGGACUUGCAAGAUGGAUUUUGGACAACAACAAAGACUUUGUGAAUGUUACCAAAGAAAAUCAACAAAAUUUCGAGUUUACGUGGAAUCGUUCAAUGUUACAAGGGUUACAAGUUUAAGAGUAAUCAAAACUCGGAAAGCUUUCAGAUGAGGUAAGGGUGUAAACACGUCUAGAUUGAUCAUUUCCCAUGAUGGUAUUAAUCAAAGAGUAAAGAAGAAGAGAUAGCUCUCCAUAGGAUUCAAUGAGAAGUUUAGUUAGCGGUCCUCAACGAGAGGCGCUCAAAUCAGUCACUUUUUCAAUCUCUUUCAAUUUAAUUUCAAUCUUAUUUUUUUAUCUAAUCUAUUAAAAAUACCUUUAAAGCGCCCUCGCCAGAGCCACUUUGUAAGCUUCACAAAAUUGUAUUGAGAGAAACCUCUUCUCCUUUACUCUUUGGUAUUAAUAAUGAAGUUUUUUCGCAUAUACGUUGCAUGAGUCUCUAACAGUUUUAAUCCAUAAUCCUUCAGAGGUUUUAUCCCACUUUUACUUGUUGUUAACUGAUGGUAAUUAGUCUAGUAUUGUCUAAUUUAGUCUAUGGUAGCAUUUUUGUUGUAAAUCCAUUCAGCUGAC
Tetranychus urticae (two-spotted spider mite) is the source of this 2021-nucleotide messenger RNA. RefSeq lists its product as uncharacterized. The record is from RefSeq and is a predicted model, not a curated record. NCBI's taxonomy places the organism in Eukaryota, Metazoa, Arthropoda, Arachnida, Trombidiformes, Tetranychidae.